AUGGCAGACACACCUCUGCGCGGGACUGGAGUGCGCUAUGCACCCACACCCCUCCAUCCUACAGCGCGAGGUAACAUUCGAACGAACUUUAAGAGCUUUCACGAGGUCGCAACCAUCGUCGUCGGCGGACAGCACGCGCCAGACUCAUUAGCACGUGGCCAAGGACAAACAACCUACACAAUCCACAAAGACCUUCUGACAGCCGAGUCACCGUUCUUCUCGGCCGCCCUCAAUGGCGCAUUUGCGGAGGGUCUUGACCAAACCGUGCAUCUUCCCGAGGAGAAGCCAGAGAUCUUCGAAUGGUUCUUGUGGUGGCUGUACACGGGUUCGCUUACCACGCCUACAUCUACGAACUGCCAUGUUGAACCAAGACAUCAUCGGUUACGUGCCAUGGAUGCAAUGACUGGGUUCCCAGGUCCAGGACUGCCACAGCACGUCACGCAUACAGAUGGCGACCUGCGCAAUCCAGCCGGCUCUCCCAAGUAUUUCCUACUACUCGACCUGUAUGCGCUCUCGGACAAGCUGAUGACAACCACACUCUGCAAUCACAUCGUCGACACGAUCGCACGACUGUCAGAAAGUACCAACUCCGUACCUACCCCAUCAGACACAUGGAUCCUUUACGAUACGAUCCGUGACAAUGCCCCCAUGCGCAAGCUAAUUCUCGAUCUGUUCGCGUACAAGAAAACAGACAAGUUGCUCGAGAGCCACAAAGACGAAUGGCACCCGCGCUUUCUCCGAGAACUGGUCGUCAAGCUCAAGCGACCUGGCCUUGAAUCGCUAGACAGACACUCAUUGGCACCAUGGCGCCCCAUCAGCUGGCAGAAGACGAAGGCUUGUGAAGUUUGCAGGGAGAUACUCACACCCAACAUCAGCUGCGAGAAAUGCGAGAUUUGCGAAAGAGCCUUCUGCUGUGGAUGUGCUGGUGCUGGCAGAACGCCUGCCCUAGGANNGGGGGAUGUGGGGGCUUGCAAGCCGUGGCUGAAGGGUAUGUGUUCGAGAUACCACGAGCAUGGGCCUAGCGAGGAUGAGAUGAAGAGAUGCGGAUAG
Messenger RNA from Aureobasidium musti, 1050 nucleotides. Lineage: Eukaryota; Fungi; Ascomycota; Dothideomycetes; Dothideales; Saccotheciaceae. The record is from the annotation of a GenBank genome assembly.